AUGUCAUAUAAGGAUGACAUGAUGUUCUGGAGACACAUAGUCAAAGAAGAUGGAACGCUUGAACAUUUGUUUUGGUGUGACGGUAUAGGAUGCACAAACUACUCUAUUUUUGGAGAUGUCUUGGCUUUCGAUGCCACAUAUAGGAAAAUAAGAUACAAUACCCCGCUAGUGAUGUUUUCUGGAGUCAAUCAUCACAAUCAGAAUAUAAUAUUCGCAAGUGCAACUGUUGGUGAUGAAAUCGAAGAAAGUUAUGUUUGGCUUUUGGAAACAUUUUUGGAAGCUAUGGGCGGAAAGUAUCAUGUAUACGUUAUAACCGACAGUGAUUUGGCCAUGAGGAAUGCAAUAAAAAAGGUAUUUCCUAAUGCUCACCAUAGUUUAUGUGCCUGA
Lathyrus sativus (Indian pea) is the source of this 387-nucleotide messenger RNA. The record is from the annotation of a GenBank genome assembly. NCBI's taxonomy places the organism in Eukaryota, Viridiplantae, Streptophyta, Magnoliopsida, Fabales, Fabaceae.